This is a messenger RNA of Neodiprion virginianus, 2033 nucleotides long. RefSeq lists its product as uncharacterized. The transcript has 9 exons. The record is from RefSeq and is a predicted model, not a curated record. The coding region runs from base 86 to 1762 and encodes 558 amino acids. NCBI's taxonomy places the organism in Eukaryota, Metazoa, Arthropoda, Insecta, Hymenoptera, Diprionidae. Gene Ontology annotation, molecular function: peptidase inhibitor activity.
UGUUCGCUAUACUACGACAGUCAGCUCGAGACACUCGAGCAUCGCACACUUUGAAUUCUAUCCUCGACAGUAGCCUAACGGCAUAAUGAGAGCGGUUUUAAUUUGUGUUUUAGCAGUCCUAGCUCUGGCCUGUGUAAAAACCGCAGUCAACGGGCUUCCAACAGAUAAUGGCGGUCUGGAUUUUUUCGCGAAGAGGCCAAAGAUUUGCGAGCCCGGAUCCACGAAAGCCCUGGACUGCAACACCUGUUUCUGCACCGCCGAUGGCACUGCAUGGGGCUGUACGCUGAUGGGGUGUCCCGAGCACUACCCCCAGCAUCGGCUUAAACGAGAGGUUGAUUCUCCCACGAAAAGACCAAAGAUUUGUGAGCCUGGAUCCACGAAAGCCCUGGACUGCAACACCUGUUUCUGCACCGCCGAUGGCACUGCAUGGGGCUGUACGCUGAAGGGGUGUUCCGGCCACUACAUCCAGCAGCGGGCCAAGCGAGCUGAAGCUGACUCUCAGUUUGUCGAAUCUGACGUAUCGAGGUUGGGUAGAAGUUUGAGCAAUGAAAAGUGCGAACCAGGGUCCAGAAAAUUUGAUGGCUGCAAUACCUGCACUUGUACCCUGGAUGGAAGCGGAUGGGGCUGCACUCGAAAAUUGUGUGAAGAAGGAAGAAUUGAAAUUGUAGAUUCAGGAAAGCAUUCCAAGCGAUCAGUCAAAGGAGCUUCGCAAGAUUGGCCAGACACGGAGCUAAAUCUGCAUCGUGUAAAUCCGUACAAACUAAUGUUGCACAAGAGAAGUAUCCCGAACUCUCAGGUCUGCAUACCGGGUACUACGAAACGCAAGGAAUGCAACGAAUGCCUCUGUGUCGGGGACGGUUCAGAGUGGUCCUGCUCCAGAAUGGAGUGUCUUCAAUUUGCAUCAACAUCCCGGAGUUCCGACGACGCUUCAAUAAAUCCAGAUCAAGCGAAAAAUUUGCGUCGUACGAAGCGAAAGUUACUGAUCAUGGGCCCCUGUGAUAGAGCAACGUACAUGUACGAAUGUAACCAUUGUUGGUGCGAAUCUGACAGUUGGGGCGGCCAUUACGCCUGCACCACGAAUCCCUGUCCAACUUCUACGCCGCUAUGCUUUUUGAUUCUCGUGGUGUUGGCGAUUGGAAUCCACGGACACCCAAGUGGCAAAGUACGGGAACAGAUUUGCACACCAGGGACACAGACUAAGGUAGACUGCAAUAUGUGCACCUGUUCUGAGGAUGGAACUGCUUUGGCCUGCACUAAAAUGAUGUGCGUAGAAACACUAAGAGAAUAUUUGAAUGCGAAUGGCUUACGAAAACUUCCUAAUCAAGACAACCCGUUGCUUCGUACCAAACGAGAUCAAGUGUGCCAGCCCAAUGCCGUGAGAAUAUUGGAUUGCAAUACUUGUCGAUGCAACCCGCAGGGAACCGCCGAGGCGUGCACCAGGAGUAUAUGCCCAAAACCUCAGGAACUUCCACGGGUACGACGUGAUCUCCCCAAUCCUCUGAAAUGCAAGCCGAAUGAAGGCUUCAUGGAUGAUUGUAAUCAUUGUUGGUGUUCGCGGGAUGGUCGUUCAGCUGCUUGUACCCUGAUGGCAUGUCCUCCUAACAACCUUACGAGACAGCGACGUGAGACUCGCUGUACACCAAACGAAAGGUUCAUGGACGACUGUAAUCAUUGCACAUGUUCACCCGAUGGUCGGUCUGCGAUAUGUACGCUCAUGGGGUGCCUGCCAAAAGAUUUUAAGCCGCCGUCUCUUCGGACAUAGGCGACAUUGCAAAACUAGGUGUUCACUCGAUGGUCAGUCAGCUGCUUGCAUAUUGAUAGCUUGUUGUAGAAAAAUUAAUCCACUUAAUACACACAAGCCCAAAAUAAAUUUCGGAAAAGCACUGAAAACGUCAAUUCUGUGGGAGUUUUUAUAUAUUUAAUAUAUCUUCAAAAGAUUUCACCUCGGUGUUAGCUUAAGUGUCUGUAAAUAUACGUGAUAAAUUUGUACGCGAUGUAAUAAUGUGAAUAAAUGGUUGUUGGGUAGACAUUAA